Nymphalis io (European peacock) is the source of this 8578-nucleotide messenger RNA. It is a transcript of the gene Tdg, whose product is annotated as trithorax group protein osa. Bases 845 to 4492 code for a protein of 1215 amino acids. The transcript is spliced from 17 exons. Gene Ontology annotation, biological process: base-excision repair, AP site formation. The record is from RefSeq and is a predicted model, not a curated record. Gene Ontology annotation, cellular component: nucleus. Gene Ontology annotation, molecular function: DNA binding; mismatch base pair DNA N-glycosylase activity. Lineage: Eukaryota; Metazoa; Arthropoda; Insecta; Lepidoptera; Nymphalidae.
UAUCUCGUAGCGCGGCGGCCGAGCGUGACCGCUCCGCCACCGCCUCUCGUCCGUCAGACGAGCGCCGAGCCGUUCGUGUCGUCCUUAUGUCGUAAAUGAUGGUCGCAGAUCGUGUCGUAAAUCAGAUUAAUGUUUACAGUUUUUGCAAAUCGCAUAUUACCUGUCGCGCCGCCCUUUGUGUAAGGGCAGCGCGAGAGGCCGCGGCUCGCGCUCGGCCGGGACUCGCCUGGCACUCACAAGACAAUCGAGUGAAUUAUGGCUAGGUGCAUAUACACCAUGCACUACACAUAACAUACCUAACGUACGCGCCUACCUAUCUAUAGUGCAGCGAAGGCUGUAACUACGUACCUACUCAAACAAAGCAUUUGCCCACAAAUCCAUAAUACUAACCCGACAUGGCCAGAUUUCGCGUUCUUUGUAAAAUUCUUUCAAAGCUAGUGUAGUGUUUAUAUGCGAAAAGUAAUUCGCGAGUUUAAAAACAUCUGUGUUUGUCAAUUGUUGUAUUAAAGUGUGCAUUUUGAGGUUAGGCCGUGAUUUACGCCAUCAGUGUGUGCUAAGAGUGUAGUGGACUAAAAUUUUAUGCGACGAAACAUUCGAAAUUUAUUGAUUCGCUUUUUCCGAAGUCGAGUGUGAGAAACGAAAUGUGUUUGAUGGGUCAAAAGUAUAUAGUCAAAAAAAGUACCUAAUCUCUCAGUGCACAGUCUUAUAAGAUAUUAGAUACAAUUAUUUCAAGUUUUAUUACAAUAAAAUACUUAUAACUAGUGUUAAAAGUGGUAUCAGAGUGUGUUUUUUGCGGUGUGGCAAGUGGAAGCCCCUUGUGGUCCAUGUGAGCAAGAUCGACUCUAUGUUCAGGGAGGAGGGCGAGGAGAAGCCGAAGGCGGCGGAGAGCCAGGACGACGGGUACGAGACGAGCAACAGCGGCGAGGCGGCGCGCCGCAAGCCCUCGAGCGCGGAGGGCUCGCCCGCGCCGCCCCCCGCGCGCUCCCCUCCCGCUGAGCCCGCCUACGAGCCGCUGCUGCAGCGCCCCUUCCCCUCUCCAUACCGACACUUCGAACCGCCGCCCGCACCUCCGCCUCCCGCGCCGCCCCCUGCGCCCGCGCACGAGCCUGAGCCCUACCAGCAUUUUCCCUUCCCCAAGUAUCCACAGGACCCCUACGCCUUCAAGCGCGAACCGGACGCGCCCUAUGAUAUGAGCCAGCACCACCACCACCAGUCGCUGCAGCACCAGCAGCAUCACAACCAGUAUGCGCCGCCUAAGCGUGACGACGACCUCUACAAUGGCGUCAAGCGCGAAUGCGACGACCCUUACUCCUUCGUCGAGGAGGAGGCGAUGUGCGCGAUGCUCGGCCAGCAGCACCACAUGCCGCCGCACAUGCAGCACCACGAUCAGCAUCAGCAUCCGCACAUGCAGAUGCACCCGCAGCAGAUGAUGCUCAAUCAACCCAAGAAAAGAGGGCGAAAGAAAAAAAUUAAAGACGAAAAUGGCAUGGAGAUCAAGGUGGAGGGCGUGCUGGACGGCGGCCUGGCCGUGCGGCCCGUCAAGGAGCGCAAGAAGCACGACCGGUUCAACGGCAUGAGCGAGGAGGAGGUGUCGCGCCGCACGCUGCCCGACCACCUCGCCGAGAACCUCGACAUCAUCAUUAUCGGCAUCAACCCGGGCCUGUUCGCGGCCUACAAGGGGCACCACUACGCGGGCCCCGGGAACCACUUCUGGAAGUGCCUCUACCUGUCCGGCCUCACGCGCGAGCAGAUGAGUGCGGACGAGGACUACAAGUUGCUGAACUUCGGCAUAGGUUUCACAAACAUGGUGUCGCGACCCACCAAGGGCUCGGCGGACCUGACGCGGAGAGAGAUCAAGGAGGGGUCCGCCAUUUUACUGGAGAAGUUACAGACGUUCCGGCCGAAGGUGGCCGUGUUUAACGGGAAGCUCAUCUACGAAGUUUUCUCCGGGAAAAAAGAUUUUUGUUUUGGCAAGCAACCGGACACCAUAGCCGGGACUAAUACGUACAUGUGGGUGAUGCCGUCGUCGUCGGCGCGCUGCGCGCAGCUGCCCCGCGCGGCCGACAAGGUGCCGUUCUACGCGGCGCUCAAGAAGUUCCGCGACUUCCUCAACGGGCUCGUGGCGCACGUGGACGAGGCCGAGCUCGUGUUCCCCGACAACACGUCGCGCCGCCCGCACGAGGAGAUGGAGAUCCGCAGCGAGUCCACUUCCAGGCUGACGAUGGAGCCCGAGCCGGGCGACACCAUCAUCCUCGAGGACGGCACGGAGGUACCGCUCAAGAAGAAGCGGGGGAGGCCCAAGAAGGUGAAGCUGGAGAACGGCGAGACCGUGCCGCCCGUCCCCCGCGCGCCGCGGCAGCCGCGCCCCCCGCCCGCGCUCGACCCCUCGGGGGACAACCCGCCCAAGAAGAAGAGGGGGCGGCCCAAGAAGAUCCGCCCGGAGGAGCAGCAGUUCCUGUUGCAGCAGCAGCAGCAGCAGCAACAGCAGCAACAACAGCAGCAGCAGCAGCAACAGCAACAACAGACCAACUCGAUGCUCCAACCGCAGUUGUCGUCGAUGUCGCAGCUCCCGCACGAGCAGUUCCUGCACUCGUCGGGUGGGGACUUCCCCCCACAGAUGUCGUCCCCGCUGGGUGGCGGCGUCAUGUACGGCGUGCAGCACCAGCAGCAGCUGUCGGACGGCUCGCCGUACUACCAGCCUAAUAAUUCGGCAGUCGACGGCUUCCGAGCGGCUUCGGACAUCAGUUUCGGCUCGAGUUCAUUCGAAGACCGAUAUGGCCGCGAAGUAGGCUCUAGAACGAAUAUAAGCGCUAGUCCGUCGCCAGGGAGCGGCCUGGAGUCCCCGCUGGAGGUGGGCGGCGCGCUGCUGUCGCGCGGCUACGCGUCGCCGGGCGGCUACGCGGCGUCCCCGCGCCACUACGCGUCGCCGCGCUCGCAGCCCUACUCGCCCGGCCCGCAGCGCCUGGCCGCCACGCCGCAGCCGCAGCAGCAGUUCCCGGCCAGCCCCGCCGCCUUCUCCGCGCCCUCCCCCCCGCGCGCCGGCUACGGCUCCCCCGGCGUGGCCGCGGCCCGGGGCUUCGCCGCGCGCUCGCCGCUCUACGCCAGCAGCCCCGCCGCCUACCGCCAGCAGCCCAGCCCCGCCGCGCAGCCGCAGCCGCGCUUCAGCCACGAGCCGCUGCCCUUCGCGCGAGACACCGCGCAGGGCGGCUCGGCGGGCGGCUUCGCGCGCUCGCCCGCGCCGGCGGGCGGCGGCGUGGUGGGCGGCGCCAGCACGCCGUUCCCCGCCGCGUCCCCCGCGGGCGCCGCGCUGCACUCGUACACGCCGUCGCCGGCGCACACGCCGUACAGCCACCACUCGUCGCCCGCGCCGGCGCCGCUCACGCCCGCCUACUCGGACGCGCACCACUUCGCGCCGCAGGGCGGCACGAGCGGCUCGAGCGGCGGCGCGUACGGCGCGGAGCUGUCGAGCGAGAUCGGCGCCGCCAUCUCGUCGCCGGGGCCCGUGUCGCCCGGCAUGGCGGCGCUGGACUUCGAGCCGCCGCGCGACGACAACAGCCCCAUGGGCAGCACCGACAUGCAUCCCGGCAGCAACAGCAACUCGUCGCUCUCCGACUACAACAAGCAGCAAAGCAAUCCUGGCGGCGCGGAGCUGUCUCCGGGCGUGUCCGUGGGCGCAGGCGUGGGCGUGGGCGUGUCCGUGGGCGCCAGCCCCUUCGGCUCCACGCUCUACGACGGAGAGGCGCGCCUGCAGUCCGACUACUACGCGCAGGAGCAAGGCAACGGUGUAGGAGACAGUCCCCGGUUAGACCAGCUACAUCAGCAUCCCUCCAUGUAUCCUAGCAAUUUUAAUAGGUCGACGCCGACGGGCGACAGCGACGCGGGCUUCGCGCGCGCCGCCUUCCGCAGCGACCACCACCCGCCGCCCGCCGGUUCGCCGAGCGAGUACGGCAGCGCCGGCGGCGGGGAGUCCGGGCCCGGCACGCCCAAGAGCAAGUCGCAGGACGUGGCGUCCAAGUCGCUGUCGGGGCUGGAGUCGCUCGUGGACCAGAUCCCGUCCAUCGCGGACGGGCCCAGCGCGGGCGCGGCGGCGGAGCAGGGCGCGCCGCCCGUGCCCGCGCUGCCCGACUACGCGCCCGCGCUGUACCCGCCCUACCCCGCCUACGGCGCGCCCGCCUACGGCAACAACGGGUACGGCGGGCCGUUCGUGGGCUACGGCGGCGGCUGGGGCACGCAGCUCAUGCGGCCGGCGCCCGGCUACCUGCCGGACUGGCAGUACGGCUACGCGCCCGGCGUGCCGCCCGCCUACGCGCCCUACAACUCGCCCUACUACAACGGCUACGCGGGCCCGCCGCCGGCGCACCACCAGCAGGCGCACUACCUGUCGGCGCCGCCGCUCAUCGACCUGCACAAGAACGGCGAGCACGCGGGCGGGGUGCCGCCCGUGCCGUCGGUGCCGUCCGUGCCGUCCGUCGGCUUCGGCGGCUUCUGUUAGUGCCGCGCCCGCCGAACUGAAUCUCGCCUCGCCCCGGACCGGCGGCGGAUCGGUCGCCGACGUUUUGUGAAGCGAUCGUUAGUGAUGUAAUUUAAUCUUUUUCAAACUGAUGAGCUUAAUUUUUAGGAUUUAUUUGUAAAUAUUGUAUGUAUUUAUUUCGAUCCAUCACACUCUCUCAACUCACUCGGUCGCCUCGCUCGUGAGGGUCGCGCGGGCUCGGGUGGGGGUGGCGCGCGUCGUACUUAAUUUAUUCGGAAUGUCUGUGAUCCUCGGUGUCGGUCGUGGAACUGGUUCGAAACGGGCAAAACCUUUACGUUUUCGAAGCAAAUUAUAUAUUUUCGGAAGGUCGAGCCUCGGAAGAAAAAAGUCUUGCCAAUGAAAUGUUUCGCGUUCUAGUCAGUUACUAAUUCGUGUCGGCUAGUCAAAUUGUAAAGCGCCUCCCCCGCCCCCGCGCGAGCGAGCCGUGCGGUAAAAAUAUUUUUAUCUAAGUCACAAGAGCGGCCUAUGAGAUAUGUAAUGUAUACUUUUAUUUAGGUUUAGUUACACGUUACGUGGAGUCGGUUACGCUAUUUACGAAUCGAUUUAAGCAUUUUUACACAUAAUACACUUGAUAUGUACUUAUUUGCCGUCGUUCGCGACACUCAUGUUACCGAAUCAGUUACAUAGCUUCGGAUCGCUAGUGACUAGCAUAAUUUUACAUUGUAUCGUAAUCUAUUUUUAUGAAUCGUGCGCCAUCUUAUCCCCGGGCUCCUCGUUGUACGAGUUGCCGGUUACGCCCUCUAGUUUUAAUUUAAUGUUUUUAAUGCAUAAUAUUUACGUCGGGUGCUGAGGGGUUCGAUUGUUUUGUCGUUAAGAAGAUCGUCAUUCGUGACGAGCUCGUAGGACUGUACGGCUCGGGCGUCGCCGUACGUUACGGUUACAUUUAUUAAGUCUUUAGUAUGUUGUUGAAGUUUUUAUUUUGAUUUUGUUGGUAAAUACUAGACGAUGUGUCUUACGAAACGUCUAGACUGUAAGUAGGGACACGCGGUCUCGGGCUCCUUGGACACGAGCACCGCAGACGCGCUCGGCGGAAACGAACUCCGCGUGUGAUAUUUAUCGCCGCGCCCGAGCGCAAACAUUUUUACUAAAUUCUCUUAUCAAAGUUAUUUUUUUUGCACAAACGAAUAAAUAAAAUUAAUAUAAGGUAAAAACGAAAUAACAUACGUAAGAAAGACAUAUACGUUAAUGAUAGGUUUACUCGAAAGAAUUUAUAUAUACUAUAGUGAUGAUCGGGAAGUGGUCGCGGGCGGUCGGCCGUCGGGCCGUCGGCGCCGCAGCGCAGCGAGCUGUCCGCGUUAGAUAGCUAAAAUGACAUGUUACGGUAAAACACUUUCGUUUGCACAAAUUGUCUUUCAUUUUUAAAUAAAUUUGUAAAUAAAUAUAUAUAAAUCUAAUACGUUUCAUUAAUCUGCAGGUAUUGUCGACCGAUUGCACCAUUUGUAGCAUAUCAUUUCACUAUUUUAAUGCGUUAUUAUUUUUUUAUUUAUUUAUUAUUAUUUGGUCAAUCAGAAAAGAAAAUUUGAUAAGUUUAUAAAUGAAAUCAACAGGGUAUUUAAGAUUGCUUAAGAAAUAUUAUUUUAUAUUUAUUAUGGUUUUUACGCGUCUUUUCGCUCGCGUCGUUGUGUUAAAAUUACUUAUCUGUACCGAUAUUGUUUAUUGUAUUGACACAUGUAAGCUUCGCCUUAACACUCGCACGUCGACACUUCGUCCUUCAUUUAUUCUAUAAUAAACAUGCUCACUUUAUUAAAUUAUCUUAUAAUAUUUUAUAAAAUAAUAUGAAGUGCAAUAGUGAAGAUGGUGAAUGUUAAGAUGGAGUCCGUUGGACCCCGCUUUUACGCUGAUUCGUUAUCUUGUGACCGCUACGAUAAUAUACGCGGUCACGGCGACGGGAUUUGAGUAGAAUCUCAAAGCUACAGCGUAGAGGUUGGCCUCAACGGUAAUAUUUUGCCUUUGUACAUAAUGAGUGCUUUAUUACGCUUUUUGAUAUUACUAUAUUUUUAUUUAUAAUCUACUACGAUACUAUUAUAUUUUUGCUUUUGUACAAUACAUUUUACAUUCUGUAUGAAUAUCGCUGGUGUUCAGGUCGCGCCGCGGCAGUCGCCCAGUCGCGCCCGUAUUUAACACGCUAGUACGUUUGAAUUUGUUCGACUUCCACUUUUUACCACAGUAAAUAUAAUUAGCAAAAGGUCCGAUUAUUUUCGUUGAUUUACUAAUAAGUUGUCGCUAGUAAGCGCCGCAAGGUCCCGGCGCGACCUGCGUCGCGACCGGCGUCGCGACCGGCGUCGCGACCGGCCUACUCGAUGUGUCCGGCGCCGCGCCGGCGGGCCGCUCGCCCGGCCGAGGGACGGCCGUAGUCGUUAGUGUAAGUCUCUAUCAACGAGUUAGGGUUAGUGCGGGGGGCGCCCCCCGCGACUGUCGGCGACGACCAGUGCGAUGCAUUGAGUCGCUCGACUAUUUGUACAGUAUGUAUAUUUUUGUAAAAUUCAUUCUAACUUGUGGCAAUAUUAUAAAAUUUUAAAAUUUAUCUCUAAUAUUGAUACUUAGUACAAUUGUUAAAUGCGAUUAUUUUGACUCGAUCCGGUAGAUCAGAUCGUCUCGACGAUUCGAUGACGAGCCAACGGGGCAUCGACGAAGCUAGCACGAACGGAGCGAGAUCGCCCGUUGGCGUCGGUCGAGGGCCAGCUCCCUGCAGUCUAGUUAGGUAGUCGUAUGUCGCUAAUGUCGACCGCUUGGUUGUGAAUAAAUGUCGCUUGUCGCUCCGCUCCGUCAACCGCGCUCCGAAGUCGCAGUAUUGCCGUGCCAAACGCUCACCGACGCAGGAGCUCCGAAGCAAUAAUUAUACAAUGUUACGAUUUAUAUCUCAAUUGAAAAGCAAUAAACUCUGUGGAUUACGUUCGAGUUCGUGUCGGAUGUUUGUAUAGCGAAUACUCGGCGUUUCUGAUCAUUGUGUCAUUUUAAAUUCUAAAGGAACACUGGCUGUCACUCGAUUCAUGCAUUUCGGCAAAGACGACGACAAAUUAUCAUGUAGGUCAUAAUGAUUCGUUUCGGUUACGGGAUACGUGAUACGUGAUGAUACCGUUUAGUGGUGAACAACAGAGUUCCGACAGGUGACGGAGUUCGAAUCUAGCUCAAUUUUAUUGAUACUUAAUUAUUGUAAUUUAUUAUUGUAACUCGACUCGCUUGUUAUUCAUAGUUAAUUAUAUCGAGUCACUCUUUAUCGGCUGGUUCCCGAAACAUUACCGAUCACCCAGACCCAGACCCGGUCCCGUGCGUCAGUGGCGCCAGCCGACUGACGUACACCACUGUAGGCUACUCGAAUGACUCGCAUUUUACCCACGGUGCUUGUUUCUUAUAGUCGGGGACGCGGCUGCUCUCCCGGCCCGGCAACGUCAAACUUAGUGUAAGGGUGCAUCAGUCAUGUGUUACAUUUGAUACAUAUUAGUCAAUUAUUUGCCGUAACCCCCUCCACCCCUCGACCCCUCCACCUCCCCCCUCCCUUCGCCGGCCGCGUCCCCGUAACGCGCGUUAUAAAGUACAAUUUAUCGAUAUACUUUAUCUCUAUUAUUAAUUAAUUAAUUAUAUAGUAGCUACACUGUUGUCACUGUUGAGCGAUGUCGCAUGUUUUCAUUUGAUCGAGAUCGGUUCGUGUGUCCGUUUAUAUAAUGUUUACGCUAGCGGUAACACAGUUGAUAUGUUUGUACAGUUUUUAACGAACUUCUCGUAGUUGACUAAGCAAGAAUUAUUUUAGUAUAUUAUAAGAUCUAAUCGAAUUACAUUUUAGUGUAAUAUAAUGAAGUACUCGAGGUUUUUUCAAAAUUUCAUUUAAGAUUGUACGGUUCUUGUGAGGUUUGAUUUAAAAUAUAAUAUUAAAUGUCUCAUUCGAAACUGACUCCGUAGAAUGUAAUUAGAAUGUAAACAGGAAAAUUUUAAAUAUUAAAAUACAACAUUAAUAAUAAGUAAUGUAUUAUAAAAAUAGGUGUAAGGUAAAAAGUUAUUAACAUUGUAUGGAAAAAUUGUGACAAAAUUAUAGUCAUUUGUAAUAUUAAA